Messenger RNA from Peromyscus maniculatus bairdii (prairie deer mouse), 2054 nucleotides. RefSeq names its product G protein-coupled receptor 39 (gene Gpr39). Gene Ontology annotation, biological process: G protein-coupled receptor signaling pathway. Gene Ontology annotation, cellular component: membrane. Gene Ontology annotation, molecular function: G protein-coupled receptor activity. Lineage: Eukaryota; Metazoa; Chordata; Mammalia; Rodentia; Cricetidae. The record is from RefSeq and is a predicted model, not a curated record.
UAAUCUGGGCACUACCGGGAGAGCGCUUGCUCCUCCAGGGCAAGCCACAGCCAAACUAGUUCUACAAGGCAGGGCGUCUCAGACUCCUGAACCAGUGGAGACCGGGUCUCAAAGGCUGGCCUGGAGGCUGCAGCCAGAGUGAGGAGGGAGGUGUGGCUGUUGAUUUUCCUGCCACAAUCUCUGUGUUGAGUCAGACCCGCGGCUGGGCUGGUCCUGCAGCCCGCUGCUGAGCAGAAGGAGCUGUGGUUAAUGAUUGACCCGUGGGAGACCUCUCUGCUUCGCUCCUACAAGGCGACCGGGGAGGCCAGUGCCAGGGACCUGGAAAGGAGAGCAGGACCCACAGCCAGGCCAAGUACUGCGGGUCUCGCUCUGAGUUGGGUAGGGAGGUCAGAGCCUCCUUCCCCUGACUGGUCUCUCCUCACUCCAGAGCAGCUAUUUCCAAACCACCACCACCACCCACUGGCGCCGCCAGGGAUCCUAGGGUGAAUUAUUCCAGGAAGUUUCAAUGAGAAAGCCGAAAAACUAAGUCACCCUUGGCCAGCCAACCCCAGUGACUUGGAAAGUACUGCGCCCACGCUGGUGAGUUGCGGGAUUUCUCUGGGAAGAGGAAGAAAGGGAAGUGGAGACAUUUGGGAACCUGGCAGCCUGGCUCUUUCUUCCUCAUGGCUUCAUCCAGUGGCUCCAGCGAUGUUUGCUCCCGUGUCAUCGAUCACAACCAGGUCCCCGACUUUGAGGUGGUCACUUGGAUCAAAAUCACCCUCUUCUUGGUGUACCUGGUCAUCUUCGUGGUGGGCAUCUUGGGCAACAGCGUCACCAUCCGGGUCACACAGGUAUUGCAGAAAAAGGGCUAUUUGCAGAAGGAGGUGACAGAUCACAUGGUCAGUUUGGCUUGUUCAGAUAUCUUGGUCUUUUUGAUUGGCAUGCCCAUGGAGUUCUACAGCAUCAUUUGGAACCCCCUGACCACACCCAGCUACCCGCUGUCCUGUAAGAUCCACACGUUCCUCUUUGAGACGUGCAGCUACGCCACAUUGCUGCACGUGCUGACCCUCAGCUUUGAGCGCUACAUUGCCAUUUGCCAUCCCUUCAGGUAUAAGGCCUUGUCCGGACCUUGCCAGGUGAAACUGCUGAUCGGCUUUGUAUGGGUCACCUCGGCCCUGGUGGCGCUGCCCUUGCUCUUUGCCAUGGGUAUCGAGUAUCCCCUGGUGUCUGUGCCCACCCGCAGAGGAUUCAGCUGCAACCUCUCUCGCACCCGCCACCACGAGCAACCGGAGACCUCCAAUAUGUCCAUCUGCACAAACCUCUCCAGCCGCUGGACUGUCUUCCAGUCCAGCAUCUUUGGGGCCUUCUCAGUUUACUUGGUGGUCCUGGCGUCUGUGGCUUUCAUGUGUUGGAAUAUGAUGAAAGUGCUAACGAGGAGCAAGCGCGGUACCCUGGCGGGAAGCGGGCCACAGCUGCAGAUGAGGAAGUCAGAGAGUGAGGAAAGCCGGACAGCGAGAAGACAGACCAUCAUAUUCCUGAGUGAGUCCGGGUCGCGGGCGAUCCUGGGGCUUCUGGCCUGAGAGAAGUGAAAACCCGAGUUCAUUGAGGCUAAAGAGAGGUAGCUGCAUAAGGGCUGGGUGCUCAUCGGGGUGUGUGGAGAGACGUCUCUUCUUUGUGUUUAGGAAAUCUGUGGUCUGUGACAUUGGAAGGUCGGGUACAUCAUUUCUGUGACUUCAGGCUGUAAACAACGUAUCUUGGAUGAAAAUACUGGGAGAUAAGAGGAACAAAUUAAGUCACCCAGGACAGACGGGAGUCCUUUGGAAAGGGACAUGUCCUUCAGAGAUAAAGAGAGUAACUCUUAUCUUCUGGACCCUUAGACCAGAGAGCCUUGAUCAGGCAGGGAAAUUUUAUCCCUAUUUUUUUUUUUCUCCUCCUUAGAAGAGGCUGGCUUGUCAGGGAUCCUGACUCUCUAGAUUGCUAUUUUGGGCAGGAGUGACCUGCAAGUCUUCAGAAACUGGAGCUCUGAUUCGCUCCCUCUGAGAUGUACAUGAUUACUCCCUGCUUGGGGCCAUGGA